GUGGAGUUUCACACAUUUAAGGGUGAAGCUGAGACCAUAGAGGGGUGCUGCACCUACCUGCUCCCAGACCAGGGACCAGGACCAGGGACCAGGGACGGGAAGGAGCAACAAAGCCCAAGUGCCUGCGCCAGUCCCAGUGGCCAAGAUGUCAUUGAAGGUGCAGACGAGCAACAUCACCAACAAGAACGACCCCAAGUCCAUCAACUCCAGAGUCUUCAUUGGCAACCUCAACACGGCCGUGGUGAAGAAGUCAGAUGUGGAGAGCAUCUUCUCCAAGUACGGGCGGGUGGUGGGCUGCUCCGUGCACAAGGGCUAUGCCUUCGUCCAGUACUCCAACGAGCGCCACGCACGGGCUGCUGUCCUGGGGGAGAAUGGCCGUGUGCUGGCAGGACAGACCCUGGAUAUCAACAUGGCUGGGGAACCUAAACCCAACAGACCUAAAGGGCUGAAGAGAGCAGCCUCCACGUUGUACAGUGGCUAUGACUUCGACUAUGACUAUUACAGGGACGACUUCUACGACAGGCUCUUCGAUUACCGGGGCCGGGUCUCCCCGGUGCCCAGGGUGGUCCCAGUGAAGAGGCCCCGGGUCACCAUCCCCCUGGUCCGGCGCGUGAAGGCUGCGCUGCCCGUGAAGCUCUUUGCCCGCUCGGCCGCCAUCGCCGGCAGCUCGGCCCGGCUGAAGUUGAAGUGCAGCGAGCUGCAGACAAUCAAAACUGAGCUGACACAGAUCAAAUCCAACAUUGAUGCUCUCCUGGGCCGACUGGAGCAGAUUGCUGAAGAGCAGAAGCUGUCUGCAGAGGUACGGAAGAAGGCAGAGGGCAGCAAAAGUGAAGUGUCCCCAGAGGACACAGCAUCAGAAGCAGAAGCCAACACAGAGGAGCCACUGAAUGGGGAGGAGGGGGAGGAGGAAGGUCUGGCACGGGAUGAGUGUGAAGAUGAACUGGAGAACAGCCAUUACACAGACAUGGAGGAUGCCAGACUACAGUAACAGCCCCUUCAGAUGAGCAGUGAGCACCAGUGUGAGGAAAGCAUGAGGCUAAACCCUGUCCUGGCACGUUGAGCAAGACAAGCUGAAUCCCAGUGCUGCUGUCAUCUCUACCUGGCAUUCAAAGGAGAAACAUGGCCCGACAUCUCGCUCCCAUCUGUAAAGCAAAGACAAAGAGAACUCUGUAAAGCAAAGACAAAGAAACUCAUAAUCCCAGUGGCUUCCCACUCCCCCGUGCAGUGGGGUCGGAGCUCUGCAGGCAGCAGAGGCAGAACUGACCCUGCCCGACCCAACCCCAGCGCUGAGCGGCGAGCGGGGAGCGUUUGUGUCCCCCCCGUGUGUCAGAGGAGUUAUGGAGCCACCUGCAGCAGGGGAGGGAGAACUCAGCCUGACCCAAAACAGACCUUUUUUUGCCCACACAGGGUGAGAGGCAGAGUGUUUGCUAACUGGGGGAAAAGUACUGUCUCAGUUUGGACAAUGGGUGUUCUCCCACGGAAGAGGCUGUGGUGUAAGCUGUGUGGUCACCUCCUCCCAGGUCUCUGUUGCCCCACAAGCUGCUGCAGGUACAAAGUCACCUCCUGGUGGAAAGGAGAGGCUGCUGCUGCAUCUGCCCUGCUCCUUGCAGCUGCCUAAAGAGAGGGGAAGGGACACUGCCUGAAGAGGAGCAAGUGACCCCAAGCAGGAACAAACAAAGCCUGCAUCAUCUUCAGUCAUUUGGUCUCCACUGUGAAAGCCGAGCACAUCUCUGCAGGAUGAGGGGGUGCAACCAUGUCUGGAGGAGACCCUUUUCUUGGACCAGCUGCUCCCUGGGAAGGAUGUAACCACCUCCUUCUCCAGGCCCUUCCCCAGGGUGCUCAGGUCUCCUCAUACCCCACCUCUCUGGUUCUCCCCCUGACCCAGCAGGACAGGGCUGUGCUGUGGGUCCUGUUUCUGGCUGCAGGGCUGAGCUCCAGCCUGGGGCUGGCAGGGGUGCCCAGCACCACCCUGGGUGCAACGAGACUGUACCAGUGGGUACCCCCAGAGCGCCCCUGCCUACCCAGAGUCUGCUUUUGAUCCAGGUCCUGUGAGCAGAGGUCUCUCAGCCUUUCUCUUCUUCAUUCUCCUUUCUGGGCUUACCCAGAGUUUCUGCAUUCAGGGGCAGAUGGGACUGAAGCUCAGGCAGCACUUUAUUGGGGUCAGAUGUGUCCUGCCCACCUCCCCUCUGCCCCUCCAAAACACACCCACCCCCAUCAGUGCUUUGGAUCCAGAACAGUGUCCACACCUUCUCCUUGGCCAAACCCACCAGCUCUGCUCCCCAGGUGUCUGGAGGCUCUGAAGGGGACUCCUGCUUUCUGCUCAGUCAGACCUCAUCUCUCUUUGAAGGGUGAAGGGGAAAACAGGUCCUGGGGGCAAUGCUUCCUUCCCCCCCUCUGAGGGCCAUCCUGGAGAAGCAUGGCUCUCAAGCACAACUUUUUCUUUGCAUUUCUUAGUUUCAGCUGAUUGCUGAGGGGCUGAAGGGAUUUCAGCCUCUCCCUGUGCUUUCCCCUUCCUUUUUCUGGUUCCUGUACAAUUUCUCCAUUGUGUUGUACUGAGCCACUGUAGAGCUGUUUUCUAGGCUGAGAUGAGCUGCAGUUUUUGCUAUGAACUGACUGUGAUGCUGAUGUUUGGGAGAAAGGUGACCUUGUACAUACAAUCCUGUAUAAUAAAAGAAAGAAAAUCUAA
This is a messenger RNA of Calypte anna (Anna's hummingbird), 2686 nucleotides long. RefSeq names its product RALY heterogeneous nuclear ribonucleoprotein (gene RALY). Gene Ontology annotation, molecular function: RNA binding. Bases 146 to 988 code for a protein of 280 amino acids. NCBI's taxonomy places the organism in Eukaryota, Metazoa, Chordata, Aves, Apodiformes, Trochilidae. Gene Ontology annotation, cellular component: nucleus. The transcript is spliced from 10 exons. The record is from RefSeq and is a predicted model, not a curated record.